Molecule: messenger RNA, 3793 nt
Organism: Xenopus laevis (African clawed frog)
Lineage: Eukaryota; Metazoa; Chordata; Amphibia; Anura; Pipidae
Product: MAGUK p55 subfamily member 5
Exons: 14
Coding region: 343-2370 (675 amino acids)
Source: RefSeq, a predicted model, not a curated record
AUGGUCACCAUGCCUCCCAGAGUGGUUUGAGCCCGUGGGCGCAUGCGUAGUCGGUAUGCCUGAAGUCAGUCUGGGAUACUCCCGCGUCACAGAGGCUGACGCUUCCAGCGCGGAGGGACAACGUCACCGGCACCGAGUCUCCACCGGCAUCUCCCAGAAGGCAGUGCGCUUAUUAUUGGCCCCUGAGAGAGAGAGAGAAGGCGGCGGCGGCAGGGGAAAAUUACUGAGACAGGGAAGUAUCUGUAUGGAUGACGGCUUACAUGUGAUCUACAAUGGGAUAUUUUAGGGACCACAGGACAAGUACAACCCUAUAAGCACUUGGACUGGGUGGUGCCAGCAGUCAUGACCACUUCUCAUGUGAACGGACAUGUAACAGAAGACUCUGACAGUGACAAACAGAGCUCGGAUCUUGCCGUUCGAGAGGAGCCACCAAAACAUAGGGAAAUGGCCAUUGAUUGUCCCGGGGAUUUGGGUUCGCGGGCGAUGCCCAUCCGGCGGAGUGCCCAACUGGAACGGAUUCGGCAGCAGCAGGAGGACAUGAGGCGUAGGCGGGAGGAAGAAGGGAAGAAACAAGAGCUGGAUGUUAAUUCAUCUAUGAGGCUUAAAAAGUUGGCACAGAUUUUCCCUAAAACUGGAAUUGACAACCCUAUUUUUGAUACUGAGGAAGGGCUGGUGUUGGAAAGUCCUAGCCGGGCUGUGAAAGUACUGGAGAUUGAAGAUUUGUUAUUUUCGCUCAAGGAUAUCCAGCACACCCUGGUAGAUUCUCAGAGCCAGGAAGACCUCAGCUUACUUCUGCAACUGGUGCAAAAUGAGGAUUUUCAGACUGCUUUCAAGAUCCACAAUGCUGUGGCCGUGCACAUGAACAAAGCCAGUCCCCCGUACCCUCUCAUUCCUAAUGCACAAGAUCUAACCCAAGAGGUACAGCAAGUGUUAAAGUCCAGCCAUCAGAAAGAAGGCCAGGAGCUUAUUGCCUUGCUGAACUCUCCUCACAUUCAGGCUCUCCUCCUGGCCCAUGACAAGGUUGCAGAGCAAGAAAUGAUGCCUGAGCCUGCAUCAGAAGAUCGCUUUUACGAGGACAUUGGCCUGUAUGGAGAUGAGACCGUAAAAAUUGUCAGAAUAGAAAAAUCCAGAGAUAUCCCGUUGGGGGCCACUGUGCGGAAUGAUGGAGAUUCUGUUGUUAUCAGCAGGAUAGUGAAAGGUGGGGCAGCGGAGAAGAGCGGCUUGUUACAUGAAGGUGACGAAAUUCUUCAAAUAAAUGGCACUGAGAUCCGAGGGAAAGAUGUGAACGAGGUGUUUGAACUGUUGGCUGAUAUGCACGGCAACUUGUCAUUUCUGCUAAUUCCCAGCCAACAGUCCAAGCCACCACCCAGCAAAGAAAACGUGGUACACGUAAAGGCUCACUUUGACUAUGACCCUUCUGACGACCCUUACGUGCCAUGCAGAGAGCUAGGCCUGUCCUUCCAGAAAGGAGACAUCCUCCACGUCAUUAGUCAGGAGGACCCCAACUGGUGGCAGGCUUAUCGAGAUGGAGAUGAGGACAACCAGCCUUUGGCAGGACUUGUACCUGGAAAGAGCUUCCAGCAGCAGAGAGAAGCCAUGAAGCAAACGAUAGAAGAAGACAAAGAACCAGAAAAAUCAGGAAAAUUGUGGUGUGCAAAGAAAAAUAAGAAGAAAAGGAAGAAGGUUCUGUACAACGCCAAUAAAAAUGAUGAUUAUGAUAAUGAAGAAAUUCUGACUUAUGAGGAAAUGUCCCUUUAUCAUCAACCAGCGAACAGAAAGCGGCCAAUCAUUCUCAUCGGACCCCAGAGUUGUGGGCAGAAUGAGCUACGGCAAAGACUGAUGACAAACGAACCAGAAAGAUUUGCAGUCGCAGUACCUCAUACCACUCGGAGCAGAAGGGAGAAUGAAGUGGCAGGGCGCGACUAUCACUUUGUUUCACGGCAAACUUUCGACGCAGACAUUUCCUCCGGGAAGUUCAUUGAGUCCGGGGAGUUUGAGAAAAACCUGUACGGCACCAGCGUGGAUUCUAUACGGCAAGUCAUCAACUCCGGCAAAAUCUGCCUCUUGUGUCUGCACACACAGUCUCUAAAAAUGCUGCGCAAUUCUGAUUUAAAGCCAUUUAUUAUAUUCAUUGCGCCACCUUCUCAAGAAAGGCUGAGGGCAUUAUUGGCCAAGGAAGGCAGGAAUCCAAAGCCAGAAGAGCUAAGAGAGAUCAUGGAGAAAGCCAGAGAAAUGGAGCAGAACAACGGCCAUUAUUUCGACACGGCGAUUGUAAAUACGGAUUUAGACAAGGCUUAUCAGGAACUUCUUCGGAUAAUCAACAAACUGGACACGGAGCCUCAAUGGGUCCCUUCUUCAUGGCUACGGUGAAUAGAGAAGGUGCUAGUGGUUUGUAGGCAAUCACAUGGGUGCUCAAGGCACUUGCUGAAUACAGAGGUGCUGAGGAGCCCCAUUAUCCUUCUUUAAUGGAAACCAGUGCUGACUGCUACACGCAGAUAGUUCCCCAACCAGUGGCACUAACCAAAGCCUAGUGAGAAGGACCUUCACUGAACUGAGAGACUUGUGUCUGCUUGAUGAUGAUUGUUUUAGUUGCUCUUUAUAAGAUGAAAACCAAUCAAACUCAAUUUAGUUGGUCAACACUCAAGUUGUGUCCAUACUCUGUGAUCCCAUCAGAUGCUUUUACAGCGCCCUCUGCUGCCGGGAGGACCCUGCACAAGUGCAUUCCCAGGGAAACCAGCAGCUGUUGCUCCUUAUUAUAUACACAAAGCACAUGUUACUCCUGACUCCACACACUGGAUUAUUCUUGUUCUUUUUACGCACACUGAUCUUGUAGGCAAAGUGCUUGUUUCUACCCGCCGGCUUCCAGUGUAACAAUAGAACAAAAUUCUAUGUGAAAUAAAUCAAUAGCGUGAACCAGGAACUGUAUAUGAGAAACAAGCUCCUAUUUCUGUAGCUAAUUGCACUUGGGCUGGAAGACCUUCCCAUGCACAGAACAAUCCCAUGUACUGAACUGUAACUGGGUGCGCAUAGCAAACCUACGUCACAUGACAGCACAUCCUGGGAUGGUCAUGCUCUGCCGCCAUUUUUAAUUGUUCCUGGGAUGGUCAUGAUCUGCCGCCAUUUUUAAUUGGUCCUGAGAUGGUCAAGCUCUGCCGGCAUUUUUAAUUGGUCCAGAGAUGGUUACGCUCUGCCACCAUUUUUAAUUGGUCCAGAGAUGGUCAAGCUCUGCCUCCAUUUUUAAUUGGUUGCAUUGUUUUCUGCUCAUGGAUCUGGCACUGAAACAUUCCAUUUUUUUUUUAGCAAUGGCACUUGAUUCCAACGGCUACCAGCGAUGAGAAUGUAAAACUUUCUGCUUAUUUUUAGUGUUUUUAAUUGGUUCAUUUAAGGGAACCCCCCCCCCCCCUCAUGCUGCACAGUAACUCUCAUGGCCAAGCAGGAGGCCUGAAUUGAUUUCAGAACUACAACUCUCAAAAUCCCCAACAGACGACAUUGUAGCUGGAGUUGCCCCGGUCAGGCCUGAAACCCGUUGUCAUGUGAUGCUACUGAUUAUUCACAACCCCUAGUAGAUUGCUGACAUAGUAAGCUAGGAACCUCAAGUUUUAGAACUUGCAAAUUUGCCCAGUGUUUAUACCCACAAACUUCUAUGUCUGUCUGUUUAGCCUAUACUGGGAGUUUUGCAGUGUGGGAGUCAGUAAAGCUGGGUGGAGAGUAGCUGGCUAUUAACACUAUCCCACUUUAAAGCCCAAAGGAGCAGCGCAGCUCCCAAUAAAGGCAAAGGCCAUGUUGCUUAGUA